CUGCAAGUCUCGAGCGUGACUUCAGUCCAGGAGAGACCAUGUCGGCCGCGAUAGGCAAACUGAAUGCACCCCUGCUCCCAUUUAAAACGAGUUCUCCAUGAAAUAACAGCGACGUGGGGCCUCAAGGAUGGCCAACUCGGGGGCUGUUCAGGUGAAACUAGAACUCGGUCAUCGUGCUCAGCUGAGAAAGAAACCCACUGUGGAGGGCUUCACCCACGACUGGAUGGUGUUUGUCCGAGGACCAGAGCACUGCAACAUCCAGCACUUUGUGGAGAAAGUGGUUUUCCACCUCCACGAGAGCUUCCCCAAACCAAAAAGAGUGUGCAAGGACCCACCUUACAAAGUGGAGGAGUCUGGAUACGCAGGCUUCAUCUUGCCUAUUGAAGUUUACUUCAAAAAUAAGGAAGAACCCAAGAAAGUCCGCUUUGAUUACGAUCUGUUCCUUCACCUGGAGGGCCACCCACCUGUCAAUCAUCUGCGCUGUGAGAAGCUCACCUUCAACAACCCAACAGAGGAAUUUCGAAGGAAGCUGCUGAAAGCCGGAGGGCAACGGGAUCCUCACAAACGAAGUUCAGAAGACUCUAAAGUGAUGGUAAUGCAGGAGGGCUCCACCUCCCUGUUCACCCAGCACCUGAAGCUGCCUACGCUCCCCAACACCUCGCAUCUGACACCCACCUUCUCUGAUCCAAAGAAGAACAAAAGCUUCCAUGGCUCAAAGGAUGGCUCCAAAGGAAGCGGUGUCACCCUUCUCACCACCGCCACAACCACCAGCACCACCAACAGCAGCAGCUUCUCCAAACUUCACAAGCCCUCCAAGGACCACAAAGACAAGCCUCCAAAAGACUCAAAAGAGCCAAAAAGUGCCUUCAGAGACUCCGACUGGGAACCCAGCAAAACCCCCAAAGAACCUUCCAGGAAACCCAAAGAGAACCAACCACUUAGAGAUAUCAAUCCUAAAAUGGGCUUCAAGGAACCCAAGUCUUUGUCCAAGGAGCAUCGGACUGAGGGUGGGAACCACGGGGCGGUUCUAAACAAGCGUCUGUCCACCCCCGACCGUGACAAUCGCGUGACCAAAAAACGUAAAAAGGGAUUCGGAGAUCCAGCAGGGAAGCCACCGUCUGGGUCAGACACUCAACAUUUGGAUAAGAAUCUCUUGAAGGAUAGAAUGAGUAAACUGCGACCAGAAGCUACUGAGGCAGACCGAAGGAAGGUUUCCACGCUGCUACCGUUCCAGGAAAGGGUGAACCCCAAUGACUCGGAUAUUGAGGACCAGUCUACCAAAUCGGAUUCAGAACAGCCCAGUCCAGCCAGUUCCAGCUCCAGUUCAGGCUUUGCUCCCACACACCACCAACGGCAAGUGGUGGACUUCAUCAUCAGGAAAAGGGUGGCUUUACCUGGCCCCACCCAUACAGUGCUGGGCCCGCUGCAGUCGGUGCUACAGGACCUGCACUCCGAUGAUAACGAUGACGAUUCAGAGGACGACGACGACGACGACAACGACAUAGACUCCGACGUGGAGCGACCGCCACACGCGCUUCUCACACACCACCAACGCAGGGUCAGUUUGAGUGAUGGCAGUGAGAGUGACAGCUCCUCACCCUCCCCCCCAUCCCGGAAUGAAGUCCCACCCAUACUUAAGACUACUGCUAACCAGAUAAUGGAAUUGAAGAGUCCCAGCAAGCAGAGGAACAGAAACCUAGACUGUGAUAAGGCCUACCUGGACGAGCUGGUGGAGCUGCACAAAAGACUGAUGACACUCAGAGAAGGUCAUAUACUGCAACAGAUUGUGAACCUCAUUGAAGAGACGGGACACUUCCACAUCACAAACACUACUUUUGACUUUGACCUUUGCUCCCUGGACAGAAGCACGGUGAGGAAGCUGCAGAGUUACUUGGACACCUCAGGGCUGUCCUGAGGCUCUGAGCAGCUAGCUGCUGAUCCGUCUCCAUGUAGACUUUUUUGAUUUGUCUUGACUGAACUCCACCUUUGGAUGCAAUGCAAAGGCCCCACCGCGACUGGGUCCGGUUUACUGUGUGUCCAGCCUGCCGCUGGGACCAAGCCCUCUCAAUGAAGAGGUUGUCCCGCUGCAGGACCCAGGGCCCGGUGGUGUGGGUCAUGAGCCCUGUGAAUCAGGGGAUCACCCAGAAAGCCUUUAAACCGCACUUGAUUUCUGAGAGAGAAAAGAAGUGGUUGCUCUUAAUGAAUGUGCUUUUUGUCACCAUGUAUUUUCCUUGAUUUGUGUUCAUCGUAACAAAUGCAUGGUCAAAAUUACCUUACAACAUAGUAUGUCUUAUUUAUUUGUGUGUGUGUGUGUGUGUGUGUGUGUGUGUGUGUGUGUGUGUGUGUGUGUGUGUGUGUGUGUGUGUGUGUGUGUGUGUGUGUGUGUGUGUGUGUGUGUGUGUGUGUGUGAGAGAGAGAGAACUAGAAUAACACAAGAUUGGACUUUAUUGAAGCACUUCACAGGGGGCAUGUCUUUGGAUCUGUGACAGUGGAGCUGAGGACAUAAUGUCCCCUCUGAAUCAUGUCUGUGGGAUUGACGGCAGCAGGUCUGCAGAAAGCGCUCCUCUAGUGAGGCCAGUCUCUGAGGAUCUGGGGUUAUCAAGUUCCAGAAGCAAGCAAGCAGCAUUAAAAGAAGUCUCCAUUCCUGGGCAUACUGCGCAAAACUCAGAGUGCUCAUAAGAAGUGAGCAUAGUCCCGGUGAACCGUUUAGGAUUAAUGCUGUCACUGUCACAAUUUUUUUUUUCACAAUUUAUGAAUGAAUUUGAAAUGUGGAGGAGAAACUUGGAGGCUUUAGUUGCAGAGGAGACCUGUGAAUCACAGUAAGCACACCCUAAAACGUACCCUAAUUUAUGAUCUAUCUGAGUCCAAAUGGACUUCAUUUAGCAUUGUCUUUACUGGGGAGAACUGGAGGUUGCCACAGGGCAUGAAAAUAGAAAUGUACACACAUGACAUUGGUUUCAUGCUUACUACAAGCCAGAGCCAGCGUCACAGAGGCCUUUUAGAAUGCAGAUGCUUUCAUCUGAUGGAAAGCCAAAAACAUCAAAUCUUCACUGACUGCUUAAAGCUCUUAUGUGUGCAAUAACACAAAUACAACACUGUGGUUGUGACAAAGCUGGAGCUGACCAACUGAAAACCAACAUUUUAGGGCAUACCAAUCUUCACAUUUCUGUCCUGUUGUACAUGAAUUGUAAGCCUGCCAGACUAAUGAGUACUUCUGCACCUCUUCAGAUAAAAAGAUGAAAUGGCACAAAUUAGCUUCCCAGCUGUGAGGAUUGGCGCACACAUUGUUUCAGCUGCAACAUCACAAUUCCCAUAUUUUGACGACAUAAAGUGAAGGAUGCCCUGCUCAUUGGCUGCAACUUAAAGACUGCCUUGUUAUGUUGGCUCAUGUUCUGUCAACAUGCAACAUCAUUAACAGAUCCAUUUGGUUUAGGAGACAUGUUUAUCAUCGUAAUACAAUUGAAGGGAAAUCAUAAAUAUUCCAUCUGGAGAAAUGUAUUUGUAGAACAAACCCUUUGUGAGGGGACGUGUCCUGCAUUGCUCAAACGUGUGAAAUAUUUUGGUACAUUUUUACAAAAGAGAAGGUCCGUAAACUGAUCGCUAUUGUACAGGUGUAAGAGGACAAAUCAUCAUCUCUUUCAUUUAUUUAGUGGGUGUUUGAAAGCUCUGCAUUCCUUUUUCCUUGGUUCACAUGAGCUGAGGGUUCUCAUCCUGCCUUCUCUUAUGGUUUAUUGUGUAUUUUGAAGACAUCCAAUAAACAUUCUUUAUGAUGUACAGAUGAAUAAUCAAAA
Gasterosteus aculeatus aculeatus (three-spined stickleback) is the source of this 3791-nucleotide messenger RNA. RefSeq names its product MLLT3 super elongation complex subunit (gene mllt3). Gene Ontology annotation, molecular function: chromatin binding. Lineage: Eukaryota; Metazoa; Chordata; Actinopteri; Perciformes; Gasterosteidae. The record is from RefSeq and is a predicted model, not a curated record. Gene Ontology annotation, biological process: positive regulation of DNA-templated transcription. Gene Ontology annotation, cellular component: transcription elongation factor complex.